UGAGCUGAAGGAGGGGCGGAGAGAAGGAGGAGGAGGAAGAGGAAAAGAGAGCCUGGGCGGUGGCAGCGGCGGCGGCUGUAGUAGCUUCCCCUGGAGCAGCGGCAGCAGCGUCGGCUAGCCCAGCUGAAGAGGGAGAGAAGCAGGCCGGCGGCGUUGAUUCUUUCUGGGGCGCACAAUGGACAGCCAAGGCAGGAAGGUGGUGGUGUGUGACAACGGCACCGGGUUUGUCAAGUGUGGAUAUGCAGGUUCUAAUUUUCCAGAACACAUCUUUCCAGCUUUGGUUGGAAGACCUAUUAUCAGAUCAACCACCAAAGUGGGAAACAUUGAGAUCAAGGAUCUAAUGGUUGGUGAUGAGGCAAGUGAAUUGCGGUCAAUGUUAGAAGUUAACUAUCCUAUGGAAAAUGGCAUAGUUCGAAACUGGGAUGAUAUGAAGCAUCUAUGGGACUAUACAUUUGGACCAGAAAAACUUAACAUAGAUACUAGAAAUUGUAAAAUCUUGCUCACGGAACCUCCUAUGAACCCAACAAAAAACAGGGAGAAGAUUGUGGAGGUCAUGUUUGAGACUUACCAGUUUUCUGGUGUAUAUGUAGCUAUCCAGGCUGUUCUUACUUUGUAUGCUCAAGGUUUAUUGACUGGUGUUGUUGUGGACUCUGGUGAUGGUGUAACUCAUAUUUGUCCAGUAUAUGAAGGCUUUUCUCUUCCUCACCUUACCAGAAGACUGGAUAUUGCCGGGAGAGAUAUUACCAGAUACCUUAUCAAGCUGCUUCUGCUUCGAGGAUAUGCCUUCAACCAUUCUGCUGAUUUUGAAACUGUUCGCAUGAUUAAGGAAAAACUCUGUUAUGUGGGGUACAAUAUUGAACAGGAGCAAAAACUGGCCUUAGAAACAACAGUUUUAGUUGAAUCUUAUACACUUCCUGAUGGCCGAAUUAUCAAAGUUGGUGGAGAGAGAUUUGAAGCACCUGAAGCUUUAUUUCAACCUCAUUUGAUCAAUGUGGAAGGAGUGGGUGUUGCUGAACUGCUCUUUAACACAAUCCAGGCUGCUGAUAUUGACACCAGAUCCGAAUUUUAUAAGCACAUCGUGCUUUCUGGAGGAUCCACCAUGUACCCAGGUCUGCCGUCUCGUUUGGAACGUGAACUUAAACAACUUUACCUAGAACGAGUCUUAAAGGGAGAUGUGGAAAAACUUUCGAAAUUUAAGAUCCGCAUUGAGGAUCCGCCUCGCCGAAAGCACAUGGUGUUUCUGGGUGGUGCAGUUCUGGCGGACAUCAUGAAAGACAAAGACAACUUUUGGAUGACCAGACAAGAAUACCAGGAAAAGGGUGUUCGUGUGCUGGAGAAACUUGGUGUGACUGUUCGAUAAACUCAAAACUUGUUCCCAUCACAUCUUUAAAGCUUUCUUUUUUUUUUCUCUUUAUUGCCAAUCUUUGAACUCAUUCAGCUACAUGACAUGGAAAAGGCCUCUUUGUGCCCUUUGACUCAAAAGGUCCAGUUUUGUUCUGAUUUCUCUGGGAAGCUUUGUUAAAACUUGGUAAAUGUGGCUAAAUUUGACUAUUUAAUUUGACCACUUCCCUACAAACAAAACUGACAGCUAAGGGGCCUGUCUGCUGCAUUGUUCUUUCUCUUUAGGCAUCUGGAUAAUUCCUGUAGGCUUUUUAUUUUCAGUUUUCUGCUAUAAUGCUGCUAGCUUUUGUCUUUAGCACACCAGGUGGUUUGCCUUUCUUAGCAUAAGAAAAACUUUUACUGCAGCUUUUAUAGCCUAUUCCUUUUGUUGGGGAGUUACCUUUGCCCCCUUUGUAGCCUUUCUUCCUUAGUGUGGAGCUUUAAGCUGUCACUGCUACUAUAAAUACCUUAAAGCCUUCCAUGUGAAUGUCUUGGGGAAAUAUCUGGUUCUGAACUUAAAAUGUUAACGUUCUCUCCGCACCCCCUUCCUCCAAGAGUUAUAGGGGAUGGGGUUGGAAAUAAGUUGUAAGGUGUUGUAUUUUGAUUUUUGAGCUGUAUAUCUUUUCUGUGAUUAUAUAGGGUGAACUUUAUUUACAUUACUUUUUAUUUUGUAGGUUUUCUAUUUUAAUUUUGGUAUACAUUUCUAUGUGAUACAGAAAGCAAGGGUAGAAUAAUAUCUAAUCCAUUUCCAUGUGGUUUAGCCUUCGCUUAAAAAUAAUUAAAAACAACUCCAAACCAUCAUCAUCCUGGGACUGGUUCCCUAGAAUUUCUCAGUUGAGAGAAGCUUUUAGUAAUUCUAAGUACAGAGAAAAACAUUACUUUAAAAACUGAAUUGUAAAAUUGAUAAUUUUUGAAAGUGCUUUUGUUUAUUUCUGAAGCGCUUAUAUUAAAAUUUUGCAAUGGCAGUAACCUAGUGCCAAGUACGGUUCUUAAAUAGUGGAGAUUUCCUGUAACUGACCAGUACUUAUUUAAAUAAAACGAGCAGAUAUAGUCACUGGUAGUAAUUAAGAAGAGAUACCUCUACUUGUUGGAUUAAAAACUAACAUUGGAUUAUGGGACUGGUUGCCAGUUGAUAAAUAUUCACUCACAAGUCAUUUUUGCUUGUCUUGUUUUGAUACCUGGAAGGGGGCAGGGUGAAAUUCAAUUGUUUGAAAUGUUGUUUACAAAAGAAAAAUCAAGAUUAAAAAUCUAACUAUUGAAAAACAUAAUUGUAGCUGCUAACUCAUCCACUUUUUAUGCUUAAAAGAAGAUUUGCUGUUUUAUGUAAAUACAUAGCAGGCUGUUGCCUAUGCUGUGUCAUUUGUGUAAAACUACACAAUGGUUCUUAGUAUUUAUUGGAACUAUCAAAUAAUAUCAUGCAGAUGAAGUUCUUUCCAAAUCUGUUGAAUAAAGUAAUGAGAAAUUGUAUUACUUCGAGUUAAAAAUGAGGAUUUUGAAGACCCAGAGCCUUAUUCCAAAAGCAUUUAUUCACUAAUAGUGAUGUCUAAAGAAAGGAGAUAAAAGGGAACUGGACCUAUGAUUCAUUGUCCAAGGAACUCUCAGUCAGGAACCUCACUCUACUAACCUAUGGCAGCUUACUGCAGAGUUGCCUAGAACAUCGGAAGGUUGAGGGACUUCCCCAGUUAAACAGCCAAGAGAGAGGGCAUGAACUCCUAGACUUCCUGGCUUUGAGGCUAAGUCUCCUGUAUGUUACACUGCCUUUCUUGUCUUUUUAAAAAAAGGUAGCUUUUUUAAGUCCUGUAUUUAUGAAAACUUAAGCAAAACCUUCUGUUUAAAUGAAAUAAAGUACAAAAAAGAGGUUAGUCAUGCAGCCAAUAUUUUGAUAAUGAUGAUUAUAUUUAUCCUUAACUUAGAAAAAGGCAGAUUUGCAGGCAUGCUGGAUGUGCUUUUUAGUACCUUCACAUUAGCAAUAGGUAAUAAAUCUUCGAGGACUGAUAUGAGGUAUUUUGGAUUCCUAAUGUGGACUUCAUAAGGUAGGAAACUCUUCUAAGUAGGGCACUCUUUUGCGCACUGGCCACGUCAGAGGAUCCACAUUUAGGAGAAGUACUGGUUAUAAUGGAAUAACUUUUCAACAUAAAUGGAAUAAUUCUUCUGACUUUUGAAUAGUAGUCAAUCCAUGGAAUAAAAUUUUAAAAAAAUUCUUCCCUUAUUGAAAUUUUUCAUUAUGAUAUUUUGAGUUAAAGUAACACUUAGUGGUUCAUCUGUAUACACAUAUAUAUUACAAAAUCCCAUUUUAAAAUUUAAGUCUCAUUAGUUGGAUGAAUACACUUAGAAAUGUCUUUUUGGGUGUCUUUGUUUAACUGGUGUUUUCAUUGUGUCAGAUAUGGUUCCCCUCCUGGAAAUUUCCCACUACUCUCACAGUUUAAAACAAAAUACUGUGAAAGAGAACUGGUUUUGUCUUCUAAAGACUACAGUUGCCCAGAUUUAUAAUUAUAAUACUUUAAUUUGAUUUUUUUAUCCAGAUUUUGCUUAUGGCUUUGACAAUUAAAGGGUUUCUUAGGAUUACAUCCUAUUUUUAAACAUCUAUCUCCCUUAAAACCACACCAAACUUUGGUAUUUAGGAUGUUAACCCAGAUAAACUAACAGUAUAGAAGCAUUAUUAUAGUUCUAAGCAAUGUUAAAAUAUAUGGAAAGCCAUUUGAGAAACUGUCGAUGGAUAUUUCAAUAGAAUUUUAAAUUUAAUUUGAGCACAGGCCUUUUUUAUUAAAAAAUAAAAUCAGAUUUUUCAGA
Gracilinanus agilis (Agile Gracile Mouse Opossum) is the source of this 4170-nucleotide messenger RNA. RefSeq names its product actin related protein 2 (gene ACTR2). The record is from RefSeq and is a predicted model, not a curated record. The coding region runs from base 176 to 1360 and encodes 394 amino acids. NCBI's taxonomy places the organism in Eukaryota, Metazoa, Chordata, Mammalia, Didelphimorphia, Didelphidae. The transcript has 9 exons. Gene Ontology annotation, cellular component: actin cortical patch; Arp2/3 protein complex. Gene Ontology annotation, molecular function: actin filament binding. Gene Ontology annotation, biological process: Arp2/3 complex-mediated actin nucleation.